Molecule: messenger RNA, 1368 nt
Organism: Zygosaccharomyces rouxii
Lineage: Eukaryota; Fungi; Ascomycota; Saccharomycetes; Saccharomycetales; Saccharomycetaceae
Exons: 1
Coding region: 1-1368 (455 amino acids)
Biological process (GO): cellular response to nitrosative stress; nitric oxide catabolic process
Cellular component (GO): intracellular anatomical structure
Molecular function (GO): FAD binding; nitric oxide dioxygenase [NAD(P)H] activity; heme binding
Source: RefSeq, a predicted model, not a curated record
AUGAGUAGUUUGGCAAAGUCAAGUUUUUACAGUCCGCCUGAUGAGUCGCAGCUCGAGUUCAUUCCCAGCGAUUUCGAGUCUAUUAACGUUGGUGAUGUUGAUGUGGGUACACGUUCAUCAUGGGCUUCAAGUCAGAAAAGAGGGUCACAUGCCCAAAACUUAGAAAACAAUAGCUAUGGGAAGCCAGCAUAUCCUGGUAAUCUAGAGGAAAUGAGUAGUAAUAGAUCAGCUAGUCAAUUCAGUGAGCAUUCGGAUGUAUACACUCUGUCUAGAAUGUCAAGUGCAACCUCACGGUCAAGUUUGGUGCAAAGCGUAAGAUAUAGAAUUGUUCUAAAGCUAAAUCCAAGGGAAAGGAAUUUGAUUAGGGAUUCUUGGGCAAUGAUUUUGAACGAUGAUUCUACAAAUAAUAUUGCGGCAUAUUCAAAAAUUAAGCAGACUCAAAAUAAGGCGUUGAUGAAACCUCCACUGAACAUGAGCGUAAAUAGCCCACAAAAGAUGGGUAGAUUUACUGCACAUUCAAGACAAGGUUCUUUGAACAGUAAUCAUGUGGUGGAGCCAAUGACUGGUGUCAGAUCGAAUGCAUUUACUAGUUCGUUAUUUUGUUCACAAUUCUACGCAAAUCUAUUGUCGAUGGAACCAUCUUUAGAACAAAUGUUCCCUUCCACAAAGCAUCAGGCUGUUGCGUUUGCAGGUGUGCUAACGGCUGCCAUUAGCAAUUUGGAGAAUUUGCAAGUGUUGGAAACUUUUCUCAAUGGGUUGGGUAAAAGACACUCCAGAAUUCUUGGUAUUGAGCCACCUCAUUUUGAACUAAUGGGUGUUGCAUUUUUGAGAACUCUACAGGAUAGAUUCGGUGUUCAUUGUACCGUUGAACUGGAAGAUGCAUGGUCGAAAUUAUAUUCCUAUUUGGCUAAUAGUAUCCUGCAAUUCGGUAUAGAUCCCAUUUUACAUGUGCGGCUGGACGAAGAUGCCUUGGAAUUACCGAUUCCGAAUCUAGUCGAGCAUACACCGAAGACGGUCAUCGGUUUCAAAAAAGGAGGUCAAUUCGAUCAACGUUCGUUAGGCAGUGGUAGCAUGUUAAGUGCUAAGGACGAACUUGAAACUGCUUCUCACAAUUCACAAUUCGAAGAUUUACCAACAGAAAACCCAUCUAUACAUGAGUCUUUACCAACUCCAAUAAAGAACCACAAUUACAACCCAGCACCCGCUCCAUUUUGGGGGAACAGCUUUGCGACUACAGCCGCAUCAUCUCCUACAAAAAAACCUACAUUGUCCCCUGGCAAGAAGGCUCCUCAGAAAAAACCCGAGGCGAGAAGGAGUUUUGCCAAACCAAUGGGUUCUGCUUCUAAUAAGGACUGUGUAAUAAUGUAA